This is a messenger RNA of Esox lucius (northern pike), 1722 nucleotides long. RefSeq names its product zinc finger protein 501-like. NCBI's taxonomy places the organism in Eukaryota, Metazoa, Chordata, Actinopteri, Esociformes, Esocidae. The record is from RefSeq and is a predicted model, not a curated record. Gene Ontology annotation, cellular component: nucleus. The transcript has 3 exons. Bases 701 to 1612 code for a protein of 303 amino acids. Gene Ontology annotation, molecular function: RNA polymerase II transcription regulatory region sequence-specific DNA binding; DNA-binding transcription factor activity, RNA polymerase II-specific. Gene Ontology annotation, biological process: regulation of transcription by RNA polymerase II.
UAGCUUCGCGCUCUGCGCUGUUUAUCAUGAGAACAGCAGCAGACCCAGUGCUUAACUGACCAUGCUCUCUGCUGAGAAGGAAAUAAUUAAACGACUCUGGUCUGAUUUUCCUGCUGGUUUAUUGUUUAAAUACGAUUGGAGAAGAGAGUAGACUUGGCACUGUGGGCUGCAAGAUAUGUCCAUAUAAUCAAAGUCUGAAUGUGUUUUUAACUGCUUGGUUAACAUCAGAGGAUGAGCUGGUUUGGAUUGACAUUGAAAGUGAAUUAUCAGAGGCCAGCAAUACAUGCGCAACGAAUACGCUUAUACGACGCACACAAACAUUUCCUGACGCAUCUCAUCUGUCAGUCUGCUACUGGAUGAAUGAAUCACGGUAUUUUCUCAUCUCAGAAAUAGGAGAACCGUUUCAGAUCCAACACCGUUCCCAACAUGUCUGAGACAGAUUUGGGCAGUUGUAUUCCAGCCCAGAGAAGGUCACCACUAGGUCCAGAGAGGUCAGUGAAGCUGGGGGACUGCAGCCAGCCAUUCAAACUCAAUGUGAUUGUCAAAGAGGAAGAGGAGGAGAGAGAAAUCAGUGGAGAAGAAGAUUGCGAAGAAAACCAUUACUCAGGAGAGAGCUCCAACCCGGGUUCAGACAUCGAACCCAGUUCCACAGUACCGGGAAACCACGAACAACACAGAGAGAAGCCCCAACUUGACUUUAAUGACAACAGUAUUGGUCAAACUCACUCCAGAUCACUCAAACCGACACAAAAAAAAAAAAAAGACAUACCCUUGCUCUCAGUGUGGAAAGAGUUUUAGUCAGGCAGGAAACCUAAAGUGUCAUGAGAGAAUACAUACCGGAGAAAAACCUUUCCAAUGUUCCCAGUGUGGUAGGGGUUUUAGUGAGAAGGUUAACCUUAAGAGACAUGAGAGAGUACACAGUGGGGAUAAACCUUAUCACUGCACCUACUGUGGACGGAGCUUUAAUCAUUCAGGAAGCCUUAAAGAACAUGAGAGGAUACAUACAGGGGAAAAACCUUAUCAUUGCUCUCUUUGUGGGAAGAGUUUUAGUCGUGCAGGAGACCUAAAGUCUCAUCACAGAUCACAUAGUGGAGAGAAACCGUACAAGUGCUCUCUUUGUGAAAAGCGUUUCAAUCAGCCUGGAAACCUAAAGACUCAUCAGCGAAUACACAUUGGAGAAAAGCCUGCCUUUACUCUCAAUAUGAUUUUAAAAGAAGAGGAUGAAAGGGAAAUGGGUGAGGAGGAGAGGAGAAAGGUUGUGGAAGAAAGUAGUAGUGUAGUUGACCAAAGUACAUUAAGGCGUCGUGGGAGUUAUCCAUGCCCUCAGUGCGGCAAGAGUUUUAGUUCCUCAAGUGGUCUAAAGAAUCAUGAAAGAGUACACACUGGAGAAAAACCUUUUCCCUGUGCCACAUGUGGUAAGUGUUUCAGUGAAAAAGUGAACCUUACAGACAUGAGAGAGUACACAGUGGAGAAAAGCCUUAUCAUUGCACCCAAUGCAGCAAGAGCUUUAACCAUUCUGGAAGCCUUAAGGAGCAUCAAAGAGUACAUACAGGGGAGAAGCCUUAUCACUGUUCUUUUUGUGGGAAAAGUUUCAGUCAGCCAGGAAACCUAAAAAAUCAUCAGAGAAUACAUACAGGGGAGAAGCCUUACCAUUGCUCUCUGUGCGGGGAUCAUUUUCGUUUUGCAGGUGACUUAAAGAAUCAUGAGAGAUCCCACACUGGA